AGCAGGAUUAACCCGGGCUUGGACGACCCGCACGGAAGGUCACGCUGUAGUUGGCGGGAGAAACGCAAGCCGCGGCGAGGCCCGGUCCUCGCAGGCCCGCCUGCCAAGGCCCGCCGGCCCACGGGGCCUUAGCUCUCGGGAUGACGAAACCUCACUGUUAGGAACGGUUAAACUGUGCGGGCCCACAGCCCAACAGAAAGAGGGAUGAGGUUCCAGCAUGCUGAUCCCAUUUUCAGUGAAGAAUUGCUUCCAGUUACUUUGUAACCACAAGGUUCCAGCAGCUGGCUUUAAAAACACAGCAAAAAAUGGGCUCAUUUUACAGUCAGUCUCCAAUGAUAUAUAUCAAAACCUGGCUGUAGAAGACUGGAUCCAUGAUCAUAUCAAUCUAGAUGGCAAGCCCAUUCUUUUCUUUUGGAGAAAUUCUCCCUCUGUUGUAAUUGGUAGGCAUCAGAAUCCUUGGCAGGAAUGUAACCUGAAUCAGAUGAGAGAAGAAGGUAUAAAACUGGCUCGGAGAAAAAGUGGAGGAGGAACAGUCUACCAUGAUAUGGGUAAUAUCAAUUUGACCUUCUUUACAACUAAAAAUAAGUACGAUAGAAUGAAGAAUCUAAAAUUAAUUGUGCAAGCUCUGAACUCUGUCCAACCCCAGUUGGAUGUGCAGGCUACCAAAAGAUUUGAUCUUAUACUUGAUGGACAGUAUAAAAUCUCAGGAACAGCUUCUAAGAUUGGCCGGACUGCUGCUUACCACCAUUGCACCUUACUGUGUAGUACUGAUGGGGCCUCUUUGACUUCUUUCCUGAAGAGUCCUUACCAAGGGAUUAAGAGCAAUGCUACUGCUAGCAUUCCUGCUGUAGUAAAAAAUCUUUUGGAAAAAGAUCCCACACUAACUUGUGAAGUACUGAUGAACGCUGUUGCUGAAAGGUAUGCUACUUAUCAUCAAAUUGAUAGUCAUAUUAACCUAAUAAACCCAACAGAUGAGACACUGUUUCCUGGAAUAAAGAGCAAAGCCAAGGAACUACAGACUUGGGAGUGGAUAUAUGGCAAAACUCCAAAGUUCAGUGUAAACACUUCUUUUAACGUAUUAUAUGAACAGUCAUGUGUAGAAAUUAAAGUGUUCAUAGACAUAAAGAAUGGAAGAAUUGAAAUGUGCAAUAUUGAAGCACCCGAUCAUUGGUUGCCACUGGAAGUAUGUGAUACAUUAUGUUCAGGUUUUAUUGGCAGCAAGUUUUACCCAAUAGAAACUACUUUGAUGACAAAUAUGUUACUUAAAACAUAUCCAGAAGACUAUGAAUUACAUAGUAAAUGGAAUAUCCUCUGUGAAAAAAUCAAAGGAAUAAUGUAACUCCAAUUAACUUUCAUUUACUGGAAUUCAAAGUGGGGUUUGAAUUCAUGGCCUCACACUCUAGUUUGUCUUUUUUACUCACAGCUGGCACUCUACCUCUUGAACCACACCUCCAAUCUGCCAUUUUUGCUAAUUAAUUACAGAUGGA
Messenger RNA from Dipodomys spectabilis (banner-tailed kangaroo rat), 1487 nucleotides. It is a transcript of the gene Lipt1, whose product is annotated as lipoyltransferase 1. Lineage: Eukaryota; Metazoa; Chordata; Mammalia; Rodentia; Heteromyidae. The record is from RefSeq and is a predicted model, not a curated record. Gene Ontology annotation, molecular function: lipoyltransferase activity. The coding region runs from base 218 to 1339 and encodes 373 amino acids. The transcript is spliced from 2 exons. Gene Ontology annotation, cellular component: cytoplasm; mitochondrion. Gene Ontology annotation, biological process: protein lipoylation.